AUGCUCGCGCCACGACUCGGACUCUACCCCAGCUUCCGACUCCAACUCGACGUGGUCGUCUACAAGCUGAAGAAGACGCGAUUCUCCAAGGCCAAGGCCAAGGCCAAGGCCAAGUCCAAGUCCAAGGCCAAGGCCAAGUCCAAGGUCCCCAAGCCGCCGGAUCAGGGCGGGGCGUCUGACGACACUCCGUCAUCAGUCUCGCUCGACGCCGACAUCUCCGAUCCAGACUUUCUCUACUCGUCCAACUCGUCCGGCCUUGCGGUCGGCCUCCCGCCGCUCUCCGACUCGGAGUGGGCGUCGCGGACGCAGGAGAUCGAAGAGUUCCGCGCACGUAUGCGCGCCGCCAAAGCCGGGGCUAAGGUUUCUGAACUCGGCGAGACCAACAUCACCAUCCUUGCCGGCUGGUCCUCGGUCAACGGCCUACUCUCGAAAAGUGUCUCGUUCGGCGAGGCCAUGCUCGAGGCCGCAGAAGCUGCCCGCCGCGCCCGCGCUGCCUGGCUGGCCUCGCUCGAGGAGCUGGCCCAGGAAGCAACCGGCCCUCUCUCGGCCGUGCUCGGUGACCUUGGUGCUGGCCUCGCCACCGCUGUCGACAAGUACAUGCAUCUCGAUGUGAAGACCAACAAGCGGCUGCGCGCCCUCGAGGAGCACUUUUUGGCGCCGCUGGCAGAGACUCACGCGGCCUCGGUCUCGGUCUUUGCCUCGUGGAAUGAGUCGUACAUCACAAACGACACUGCCCACCUCGACGAGGUGCUCGAGCGCAAGGCGCUCGUCGAUGAGGCGGCGGCCAUCACCCGCGAGCAAGGCAACGCCUCGUUCCUUAUAUCCGGCCGAGACUUUGCGCUCAAGCAAGUCCGCCAGUUUCACGCCACUGCCAACUCGUGGCGUGACUUUCGCGUCGAAGCGUCGCGCGGCAUGAACCUUGCCCUCCGCUCCAUCUUCUCUGACUCGCUCGGCCUCCUCGCCUUUGCCGACAAGAUCGCCGUCGCCGAAGCCUCGUCGCUCAUCUCCAAGCUGAAGCCGCUCUCGCCGACCCUCCUUCGUCUCAAGCUCCUUUCUCCCACCCUCCCUGCCAAGACCCGUGCACUGCUUGACGCCACAGCCGCCGCCUCGGUCACCGUUGACGCCGUCCCGGAAUCGGCGCUUUGGUCCGCCGACGCGCUCGCCGAGCGCCUCGAGGCCGCCGCUGCCGCCACAGCUCUCGCUGCGCCGCCCACCGCCCACUUUUUGCCCACCUUUCACUCAGAUGACGGAAGCGCCACCUCGGACAUCCCGCAGCUCUCUGUCUUGGUCUCGUCGUCUGAUCUCGCGCCGCCGCGUCCCUCGCCGCUCAACCGGACCUUCCACGGCAUUCGCCGCGAGAACUCACUUCCGGACGCAUCCGGCUUCAAUGGCUCGAGCGCCUCGCUCGCCUUUAGCCGCGAAGACUCGAUGGCCUCGGUGUCGCGACAGGGCUCGGGCAUGUUUGCGCGUGGCUCGCCGUCACCCAAGGACUCGAUCCUGCGCCGGGCGCUCGGCGGCGCGCACGCGCUCAAGCUCCAGGCAACUGCCACGUCGCUGGCGUCGUCGACCAUUGCAAAUCUCCGCUCGGCGUCGCGGGCGCGGCUCCUUGGCCGCUCCGACUCGAACGCCUCCAUCAUCAUUCAGCGUGAGUUCCAGGCCCAUCGCUUCUUCCGUCGCUGGCGAACGCUACAAACCUUCCGCGCCGUCGUCGAGCGCGUUGUGCAACGUGCACGCGGCAUGAUCACGCUCCCGGCAGCGCUGCCGUACUGGCACGACCCGUACGACCACUCCAACUGCUCGGUCACCUUCAACGGCCUCGAGCUCGAGCUCCUCAUCCGCAAGCUCACCCAGCCAUUUGCCACUCACACCGAGCUCCUGCAUGUCUUCCUCACCACCCACACUCUCUUUGUGGCGCCCGACAAGCUCUUUGACCUCCUCGUCCUCCGCUUUACAUCUCAGCCAAAGAACCUGACCGCCGCCGCCCUCGCCUCGUUCAAGGCCCACACCCGCGACGCCCUUCAGACUGCCGUCCUCCACUUUAUCGAUGCCUGGGUCCACUUUUCGUCGAGCCACCUCCUCACCACGCGAACUGGCCCCGUCAUCUGCGACUGGUUGGGUGGCAUUUCUCCAUCGAGCGAGGUCGCGCCCGAGGUCGCUGCCAUCGCCUCGGACCUCGCUGCCAAGCUCACCAAACACUCGGCGUCAGUUGCGCGGCUCACCAACUUUCCCGACUCGAUUCUCCUAACGAGCAAGCCGAUCUCGGUACUCGACGUCGAGCGGGUCCAUGCACUCGAGCUCGCCCGCCAGCUAUGCCUCCUUGACUGGGCGCCCCUCGCACGGCUCCAGCCGCGUGAGCUCCUUGCACAGGGCUGGUCCAAGGCCAGCGCGGCGAGCAACUCGCCCAACGUCCUUGCUCUCAUCGAGCGAUUCAAUCUUGUGUCCGAGUGGGCGGCGACGGAGAUACUGCUCUCGCCGACGCCGCAGGAACGGGCGGUCAAGAUCUGCCUCCUCGUCGACGUGGCGACCAACUGCCUCGCGCUGGCGAAUUUUUCCUCGCUCAUGGCCAUCAUUUCAGCGCUCGAGUCUGCGGCCAUCUCACGGCUCAAGUUUACCUUUGAGCUUGUGCCGGAGGACUACCUCAUGCAGUUCAAGGUGCUCAAGGAGGUCAUGUCGAUGAACCACAACUACCUCAACUACCGCGACAAGCUCAAGGCGACCGAGCCGCCGGCGGUGCCGUACAUGGGUGUCUUCCUCGCCGACCUCGUGUUCAUUGACGACGGCAAUCCCGACACGCUCCUCCGGUCGUCGCCGCUCAUCAACGUCGAGAAGCACCGCAUGACAACCUCGGUCAUCGACACCAUCCUCCGUUGCGCCUCGGUCCCGUACGCGCUCUACCAGGUGCCGCCCAUCCAGGCAUACCUCCUCCGCGACAACUUGCCGCGGCUCGACGAGAACCAGCAGUACAAGCGGUCACUCGCGCUCGAGCCGCGGUCGGCGACCGCCAAAUCGGUCGGCUCGCGCCGGCGCCGCAUCAAGUACACCCCGCAGCGCGGGAACCAGCGGCCCGAGUUUGACGCCGGCGACGACGCUCAGCUCAUCGAUGACCUGCUCCGUCACAUGGAGCGCCGCACCGUGGCCAAGGGCGAGCACAUUGUCCGCGUCGGCGAGACCGGCCGCUCCAUGUUCUUCCUCGUCGACGGUGUCGUCGAGGUUGAGCUCCCCGACGGCCGCUCGUUCCUCUGCAACCAGGGCGCGUUCUUUGGCGAAAUCGCCAUGUUCCUCGACCAGCCGCGCUCGGCCUCCAUUCGCGCCCACUCGGCCGCCACCAUUCUUGUCCUCACACGCGAGGUCUGCGAUGACGUCAUGUCUGCAUACCCCGAGCUCCAGUUCAAGUUCCAGCGACUCGGCGAGGAACGGCUCCGCGCCGACGAAGCCGGGUCUGACUCGUCCAACUCAAAGCUCCGCAAGUGGAUGCGCAAGAUUGCCGUCUCGGCCACCGAACGCGCCAUCAACUACACUUUUCCCACAGAGUGAUGCUACCGCGGCUGCAACUGCCCGUCCGCCGCCGCGGCCUUGAGCUGCGGGAUGAGCUCAAGCAUCUCCUCGGUCAUGCCCAGCAGCUGAGGGUCGACCACCUCGCUGUCGACCUCGUCGCCGCGGAGCUCGAGC
Thecamonas trahens ATCC 50062 is the source of this 3669-nucleotide messenger RNA. RefSeq names its product Ralgps2 protein. Gene Ontology annotation, cellular component: plasma membrane. Gene Ontology annotation, molecular function: guanyl-nucleotide exchange factor activity. Gene Ontology annotation, biological process: positive regulation of GTPase activity; Ras protein signal transduction. The transcript has 4 exons. Bases 1 to 3534 code for a protein of 1177 amino acids. Lineage: Eukaryota; Apusomonadida; Apusomonadidae. The record is from RefSeq and is a predicted model, not a curated record.